CGAUUGCACAUACGGUCGUUCUCCUUUCUCCUGAAGCUUGCACCCAAAGAGCAUCUUGUAUACCGUUGCUUGCCUAUAAAAUAUCUUGAUUUCCCCCUUCCUUCUGCCCUAUAACACUCUUUCGGAAUUCAUAUCUCCAAUCCACAGCCACCAUGCGUUUCCAGAUUGCUUCCUCGCUGGCCCUGUUGGCCUCCGUUACGGCCGUUGUUGCGGAUGACAUUAUCAACGUCUAUUUGCCCGACACUGAUGAUGUUGGUCUCGCCGGAAAAGUGAUUGGAACUGUAUGUCAUGAAAUCCCUUCAGAUGCAUUCGCUGUGCCUCGGUUACCCAGAACGUAUCUGACUGUAGAUAGACUGGUGGUAGUCUCACUACUCUUGUUCUGGGCUGUGCUUCUACGACUUCCUCUGCUAGCGCUGCUACUGCCACCUCCGAUGACGACGACAGUAGCUGCGACAUUGAGGACGACACCUACACCCUCACGGUGGGCAGCUCCACCUACGGCAUGGGCUUGUCUUACCGCGGAACGUAUGUGACCCUUCUUGCUCUAUACACCAAGCUUUCUUGUUGCUAACACUGUAUUCAAGUACCUACUCCCAAGGCUGUACU
Aspergillus brunneoviolaceus CBS 621.78 is the source of this 606-nucleotide messenger RNA. RefSeq lists its product as uncharacterized. The record is from RefSeq and is a predicted model, not a curated record. The transcript has a single exon. The coding region runs from base 153 to 533 and encodes 126 amino acids. Lineage: Eukaryota; Fungi; Ascomycota; Eurotiomycetes; Eurotiales; Aspergillaceae.